This is a messenger RNA of Nothobranchius furzeri (turquoise killifish), 3499 nucleotides long. Lineage: Eukaryota; Metazoa; Chordata; Actinopteri; Cyprinodontiformes; Nothobranchiidae. The record is from RefSeq and is a predicted model, not a curated record.
AUGCUCUUCUUUCUGAUGUCUGAGCAUGACUCGGCUGCUUUGGUGGGGUUUUUAUCUGCCGCAUUGUUACGGCUACCAGCCUGGCCAGUGAACUUGGUUUGCUGCAAUUUUAUUGACUCUGGAUUUAAACACCAUCUGUGUUGUCCAGGGUCAAGAGGGCCACAGUCUCAAACCGAUGAAUUAAACAUCAGUCUAUCCAUCUGGCAGGCUCAAACUGUUCACCCGGAGAGCGAGUCUGUGUGUCUAACGCCUAUGGAGUCUCCGGCGAACCCCCCCUGCUGCAGGGGGGAAAGAGCGCGGGAGGGGCUCUCUAAACUUAUCCAACACGCAGAGUUCUUCACCAAUCUUUUUCCAAACGAAGUCCUAGUUAUGCCGAUCUGUUUAGGCAUGACAGGAGGGGCCAUACGUUGGCGCCUGUUGUCCAGCCCUCCAAGCACGCCACACGCCUCACAGCCAGGGGUACCAUGGCAUGUUGACUUUCAUCUCAACUUGGACCAGAUGUCAUCAGCUGUUCGACGUAGAGUGGAAAAACAACAAAGACCAUUACCAGACGAAAGAAGGGCCUUUGUGGUUGCGCUUGUGGACCAAAUGAUGCAGCACGACCAAAACCCAUCCAGAGCCAUGUGCUACAACGUUGUGAGAAACAUUGUCAGGAGACAUCCAAAGUCAUUUGCUGACAUUGGAAAGUAUGGUGAUACUACAGGAGAUGGCUGCUAUUCUCUACUACAGCAAGUGAAAACAAGAGUGGAGUACCACAACAGAACCAAAACUCUUCUUCGACACCGCAGAAAACGCUUCACAGGAAUCGCAGGAGAGAUCAGACAAGAGAGAGGUCCUGUUGACCAGUACGGGUGUGUCAGGUGGGGCCCAGUGGAUUUCCCAGAGGGGGAGACCGAGGCAUCGUUGAUGAAGAUGAAGAGGGAUCUACUGAACAUCUACUCAGAGGAAGGAAUGAAAGGGGCGGAGAGAGCAGAACCAAUGAUGGAAAAGACAUAUGUCAUCCUCCGGCAAUACCUUAACAAAAUGCCUGCUGCAGCAAUGUCUGACAUCAAAGAGGAGUGGCCCUUUCUCUUCUCUCAGAAAAGCCUAUUGUCACAUUUUGCUCUUUUGACGGACAUCAACGUCCUUCAGAAACUACAGGCGGCAAUAAGUCAACGAGGACAGACCAUCCUGGAUUACUGUUCAACACUGGACCAUCCCAACAUCAACAGGGUGUCCGCGGGGUUUUAAAAAGUAUUAAAAAGUGAUAAAUAAAAAUAGUCAAAUUUAAGGCCAUUAAAAGUGUUAAAUUUGGUCUCAGAGGUAUUAUUUUUUCCAAAUUAGCUAUUAUUUUUUCAGACUAUCAGAUGUCGUAUUCUGAACAUCGACAUAGAAAUAUAUUCCGAAUGAAAUGUUUUGAACGAUUAUAAAAAUAAAACAAGCCGAUUAUUUGCUCCUCCCACUUGCGCUGCCCUGAGUUGCAAAUGAAGCGCUCCUCUGACAGUGUUGCCAACUUGGCGACUUUGACGCUAUUUCUAGCAGCUUUUUAGACCCCCUUCUUGACUUUUUAAAUCUUAAAAGUACCUAGCGAACACCUCAAACAUCUCUGGUAACCCUUAGCUACUUUCUGGAUAACUGUCGUCGACGUUUCCUGCAGGUUAGCUAAACACUCCGCCUGCGCUCCGGACCGUUCUUCAGGACAUUAGGAAAGGGAAUGAUGUAGUGAUGUGUCAGUCGCUAAAGAAACGGCUCUCAGAGCCGGCUCUAUGUUGGAGUAACCAGAGUGAGUGACACACACACCGUACCUGCGGACUCCUGCGCCGAUAAAAACGGCUAAAUGUGCGCGUGCAGCAUGCUAAACACAUGUGCAGCUUGCCCCUGAUUGCUGUGAGACCGGGUUGGGGGGUGGGGGGUGCAGCUGUGGUUGGGACAUUUAUUACAUUAACUGAUGGACUUGUAAAUAAAUAGUUUAUAAAUAAGGUAGAAAUAAGUUCCUCACGCUGAUAAAUAAUUAAUCUCUCUGAGGACAUGGUGCUUGAGCACUCUCCUACAGCACCUUGACAUGACUAAAUAAAUGUUAUGCAAAAUUUAGUGAACAUCAAUUUGCAUGUAUUUGUUAUAAAUGCCACUGUAUAAUUCUUGCUGUCAGUAUUUGCAAGAUAUUGGUAUUUGGGUCUGUACUGGUUAGACUUAAAUGAGUGAAACCAAGGUCCAUAGCCCUUGGGUCAUUUGCUAUAAGUAUAUUGGUCUUUUUAUACUGGGAAUCAGGAGUUAAUUUAGUGAUCAUCUUGUUUCUUGUUUAUUUUUGCCCUGAUUGUGCCCUGAGCAAUUUUAUGACUGAAUAAAAACAAAUAAAAUCAACAUAAAUUGAAAAAUUGUCCUAAAUAAUCGUGAUCUCAAUUUCAGUCACAAUAAUCGUGAUUAUUGUUUUCACCAUAAUCGAGCAGCCCUACUUUAGCAUAUCCGGUCACAUAAUGAUGACGUCAUAUUCAGUGGUCGUUGUGCAUCAUUUCAGGCCUCGUGGUCAUCUGUCUGAACCGCUGAACAGAAGUGUCUGGCUUAUUUUCUAAGUAAAAUAAAUAUGUGCAAUAUGUUGUCAACAUCAGUGAGUCUCUAAGUCUAUUCUUUUUGUAUGUUAUAUAUGUUAAAAUAUGUGUAAAUAGGUCGCUGAUUAACCCUUUUUAAUUUAGUGUUGUGAUGUUUUUAAAAAAAUUCUGAAGGUAGUAAAAAAAAGUAUUAAAAAGUAGUAAAUUUUACCUAAGGAUUGCUGUAUAUACCCUGAUCAAUGAAGUUAUUGUCAACUACGCUCAAGACUCUGAUAAGGCUGCCUCCAUCCUGCUGGUCCUAAUGUUGUACUUCAAAGAGCCAAAAGAAUGUUUGGUGCUUGAAGUUGAUCCAUGUGCCACUGCCGUGGACAUAAGUUCUGCAGAACUUCCCACCAGCCCCUGCUUGAUCAUUCAAGGUGACAUGAUGAAGCCCUCUGGAUGGCUGAUAUCCAUCGAGGGACAGGUCAUGAUGGGCCCACACCCGUUCUUUUUACAUGGUGUAGCUGCAUUGUUGAGCUGCUAUUACGUCUUCAACAUCGAGUAUCCUGCCACUGGAUCGUUAACACUGGAGUUCAUUCAAAGGUGCUUCCUGGGAAUCAACCCUGAGAGAGGGUCAAAGACCAAGAAGCGAACAGCAAUCAACCCUCGUGUGAGCACUUUUUUUAGGAAGCUCAUUGAUUUUGAGUGGACAUCAUAGAUUUUUGCAGCAGUACUCAGGCUCAGUUCUUCAGUGUUCGUUUUUUUUUUAGAUAAGUUUACGUUAAAUGUUUUCCUGUUCUAUUGCCCAUAAUGUUAAAGACUAAGGAGCGCCUGACCCCAUUCCCUUCUUCACUGUCUCCUUUCCUCUCGUGUUGUUGUGAGGGCCUCAUUCCCUUUUCUCAGUGUUUUUCCUCAUUUUAAUUUUACAACUUGAAAGAUUAAUCUUGAAUUCUUGGCUGUAUAAAAUAUGUUGAAUAAAAUUUCUAUAAAUAUGC